AAGUGGGUAGUCUUGCUUUAAGACAUGUGAUCUAACUCUCUCCCAGCUCCCGCUCUCUCCCUCUCUCUCUUUCCAGCUGGGCUACAUUGUAAUACACACACACACACGCACACGCUCACUCGCACUCGCGCUCUGCCUGUCUGACACAGACUCUCUACUUAGAGCGCUGGAGAGAGGACUGAGGCUCACACUAUCAGCACAGCUUCUCAAUGGGGGGAUACAGCCAAGAGCAGACAGAGCAGUCAUUCCGCUGGAGCCUUCCGCUGCACGCGUGAGAAGGAGACGACAAGUGAGGAGGGUAAAUUAGCUCCCUGUCAUCACAACAUAGGAGUUUAACUGACGGAGAAGAGACACUGAGGGGAGCAGAGGACAUCUCUACGAAUGAGGCUGAUACAGCAGUGACAUGAUCAGCCUCCCAUCCCUCAAAUCCUGGCCAGUUUGUCACACAGACCCCCGCGUGCUUUUGGUGACUAUUUGUGUUGCCAAGGAUUUCAAAAAGACCUGAGCAGCGGGGAGGGGGGGUCCAGGAGAGGGGAUACUGAAGUGGUGGUGGGGGGAAAAAAGAACAGCAUUUUAGGCCAUUUAUUUUUUUCUUGCAGCUUUUGGCUUAUCUACUCCCGGAAUUUCGGAAAUCCCUGGCUUCAAAGUAUGGAUGGAUUUAAGACAGAGGAGUGAGUCUGCCGGGCAGGCGGGCAGUGAGGCGAUUCCGACCAAACUCCUUUCCUCUUGAACACACUGCUCAGACUCGGCCUUACCAUGUCCUGGUUGUUGGCCAUGUGGAUUAGCCUCGGCUUCCUGCUGCUGUGCCAGGCCACACUCUACCAGACCAUCCAGCAGCACCAUGUGGCCCGCCCCGGUCGCACUGACAUUCUCACCCUGGAGGGAGGCACGUGUGAGGUAAUCGCUGCGCACCGAUGCUGUAACAAGAACCGCAUCGAAGAGCGCUCUCAGACAGUCAAAUGCUCCUGUUUACCGGGGAAAGUGGCCGGGACGACACGCAACAAACCCUCCUGUGUGGACGCGUCCAUUGUAAUCGGGAAAUGGUGGUGUGAGAUGGAACCGUGUCUGGAGGGAGAGGAGUGUAAGACUCUGCCUGACAACUCUGGAUGGAUGUGCUCCUCUGGGAACAAAAUCAAGACCACAAGGAACACCCAGCCAUACUCCCCUUUUUAGCUUCCGGAAGCAAAAUGCAGAGGAUGCGUCAACAGAAAUUGAGCUGCAUUCUUGCUUCUGUAAAGAUUCAUCCCAGGACCUAACAGAGAGCUCCCAUCGCAGGGCUGAGCGCCAGGCUCUUCCCCUCACGCACCCUUCCUCUUCCCGCCGAACGGACAAAAAAACUAUUACAUCCACAGCUACCGACUGGAUUACCUGGGACCACGGAAAGGAUAUCCUCCCAGAUAAAACAGCUUUGCACGCGUGGUGCCAAGGAUUUGAAACCAGACUAAUCCCCUGUUUGAUCAAUGAGCCCCACGUUGGUGACUCUCCUCCUCCUCGCAGCUGUGGCCAGUUUCCGACCUACUCUCAUUCUGUUCCACUCACCCCCACAACCCCCCUCGAAAAAAAAAACUGAACCAGCUUAGGGAGGGGUUACUAAGAGGUUGUUAAAACAUUACUUGGAGGCACUCUCCCCGUAUGCCUGAACGCGGACUGGGCGAGGAGCUUACGCAGACCUUAACGCGGGAUCCGCAGGACCGAGGGAAAUUACCUGGCUAUAUCCUUUUAUUUCUGUGUGGAAGGCAUUUGUAUUUGACCCGCCACGCGAGCCGAAACACUGCGGCCGCUGCGACCACUAGCAGCGUACGGCGAGGAUAAGAAGACUCUCCGGGAGGCUUUAGGGUCUGCCUUCAUUGCCUCACCCUCAUCCUCCCUGAUGGACGUGUUGACUUUUAUCGGUGGGCAUGUAAAUUCAUGAGCACUGCUUUUCUUUGUAUGUAAGAUAAUUUGUGUAUAUAUACACACACACACACACACACACACACAUAUAUAUGAAUACAUUACAUAAAACGAAAGAUCCAAGAAGCUGAAAAAGUAUAUUUAGAGACUCUAAGAGGAGCUCGAGCACCACAGUGGAAUAUUGAUUAGGCCCCUGAACAUAAUCCAGAGGCGGUUGUCCGAGUACAGUGUGUGUGUAUAGGACUGCUUUGCAGUGUAUGCUUGCAUUGGAGCCACAACUAAAAAAAAAAAAAGAAGAAAAAAAAAGAAAACAACUAAAAAAUAAGUACUGGUCACUUUUGUCAUUCAGCAAUGUUGUUGGUGAAGCCGGAAAACGCUCGUUAGUUCCUGUAAAGAUGAGGAAAACACUGUAUAGAACUGCCUCACAAAAGAAAGCUGCACUAACAACAACCCCCGACCUUUGUACUCCGAUGCAGCAGAGGGACGUAGAGCAGCAUCAGCAGCAGCAGCAGCAACUCCGACCAUAAGCAGUUAGUGUCACUUUCUGCUGUGGAGAGCGGUCAUGUAGAGAGACAGAGAGGUAAUUUAUUCACAGUGACAGUGAGAAAGUGCUCGUCACAAUGAAGAAACAUAGUUAUCCCCCAGUAGAUAUAAGUACAUUACAGGACAGCCUUAUGAGAAAUAAAAAUGGUUUUCUAUACUGAUA
This is a messenger RNA of Mugil cephalus (flathead mullet), 2599 nucleotides long. RefSeq names its product chemokine-like protein TAFA-1. Gene Ontology annotation, biological process: regulation of neuroblast proliferation; neuroblast differentiation. The transcript is spliced from 6 exons. Lineage: Eukaryota; Metazoa; Chordata; Actinopteri; Mugiliformes; Mugilidae. The coding region runs from base 757 to 1173 and encodes 138 amino acids. Gene Ontology annotation, molecular function: receptor ligand activity. The record is from RefSeq and is a predicted model, not a curated record.